Paramecium tetraurelia is the source of this 534-nucleotide messenger RNA. RefSeq lists its product as uncharacterized. The transcript has a single exon. The record is from RefSeq and is a predicted model, not a curated record. NCBI's taxonomy places the organism in Eukaryota, Ciliophora, Oligohymenophorea, Peniculida, Parameciidae.
AUGGGUAUAGUUUGUGGUUAACCUCUGAAAUCUAAGUCAUUAGAGUUCCAUACUUCAAGACCUUUGACUCAGUCAAUAAAACAAGACUAGGAAAAUGUUGAAUUCGAGGAUCAGGAUCAGUGUUUUUGCCCAUCCUUAACUAAGAAUUAUAUUUUAAAUCCUAAGUUUCUUUUUACAGAGGAAUCUAAAUGUGAAAGGGAAGAAUAGCGCCUAAACACUGAUAUUAACAGAAAUUCUUCACUAUUAUCCUUAGGUAUUUAAAGUGAACCUAAUAAUUUAAAUGAAAUACAAGGAAAACAAAAAAACUAAAAUAAAUUAAAGCCAGACAUCUAAAAUUCUAAAAGAAUGAGUUUGGAAUAGAGGUUUAAAAUUGCAACGUCCCCUUCGUAAUGCAGGAAGCGUAAUAACAAUACUCCUAAAAGUCCAUUAACAGCAAUGCUCUAAACGAACAACAAUUCAACAAAGCAAAAAGAAUAACUGAUUCUAACUAAGGGAAAGCGAAAAUUAUCCAAUAGAGACCAAAAACUAUUAUGA